Messenger RNA from Botrytis fragariae, 525 nucleotides. RefSeq lists its product as uncharacterized. Lineage: Eukaryota; Fungi; Ascomycota; Leotiomycetes; Helotiales; Sclerotiniaceae. The record is from RefSeq and is a predicted model, not a curated record. The transcript is spliced from 3 exons. The coding region runs from base 1 to 525 and encodes 174 amino acids.
AUGGGCCUCAGGACUCCACUCCAUGCCAGAACCAAAAGGUCCAUCAAAGCCGCUGAUGUAGCUAUGAAAGAAUGCUCAAAGGUGCUCCAAAUCCGGUCUUCUACUGUAGCUGUAUCAGACUCAGGUGAUAUCAUUAUCGAGCGCAGCCCAGUCUUAUCAACCAGUAGCUUACAACUAAGAAAGCAUUUAAAUUUGAUAGAUUCACUACUAGGAGAAGCGAAGACUGGAUCGCAAACUUCUCCAGGGAACUGUUUCAAUUGUUGCAGACUCCUAAAUAACUCCGGGCCAAAAUAUGGAUUUGCAUGUUGUUCCCAUUUCUACUUUUGCAGUCUCGACUGCAAAAAUCUCGCUAAACAGUAUUACCACGAUGCAUUAUGUGGCACCAAUAUACUCCCCAUCUAUACGUUCUCGAAAAAUAAAAAAGUGUUACCGACAUGCAAACAAGGAGGUGGACAUCCGCUUCAACACCCUCUUAUAGCCAAUCGAAGUAGUCACGAGGCAGCUGCACAGGAUCCCUGGUCCUGA